UUCUUGCAUGCAAUCUCUCAAUCCAUUGGUUUGAUUUUUCCUAAAUUUAUUCUUAAUUUCAGUUUCUAUGAAAUUUGGCAAUUUGUUAACCGACGACGACGGCGAUUAUCCGACGCCGAGCAGUUCCGAUGCCGCCGAUAGUUGGCCGACCAGCGAUGCGUCGCCGUGGAAUCAAACUUACCCCUUCAUGAAAUCUCCCUGUUUUCCUCAACUUCAAAACGGCGUCGUUCACCGGAAUACUUCUCUGAUUGGGUCCCUUGUUCGUGAGGAAGGCCACGUGUACUCCCUGGCCACUGCCGGCGAGCUGCUCUACACCGGCUCCGACAGCAAAAACAUCCGGGUCUGGAAAAAUCUCAAGGAAUUUACUGGGUUUAAAUCCAGCAGUGGAUUGGUUAAGGCAAUUAUAAUUUCCGGCCAAAAAAUCUUCACCGGUCACCAAGACGGAAAAAUUCGUGUCUGGACCGACGGGCACCGGCGGGCUGGGACUUUGCCGGCGAUGAGAGACGUAUUGAGAAGCUUGAUUAACCCGCAAAACUACGUCGUUUUGGGAAGGAACCGGAGCCGGCUUUGGUUUAAGCAUGUCGAUGCGGUUUCGAGCUUGAGCUUGGGUGAAGAUGGCGCGAUAUUGUACUCUUGUUCUUGGGAUCGAACCAUGAAAGUUUGGAGAAUUUUGGAUUCGAAGUGUCUUGAAUCGAUUAUUGUCCAUGAUGACGCUGUCAACGCCAUAGUUGCAGCUCCGGACGGCUCGGUCAUUACCGGCUCGGCGGAUGGUUCGGCUAAGGUAUGGCGGAGGAAUCAUGAAGUAGGGGAUGAUGCAACAAGGCACACACUCGAACAAACGCUACUGAAGCAAGAUAGUGCGGUGACGGCGGUGGCCGUCAACGCCGCCGGUACGGUGGUAUACUGUGGAUCCUCCGACGGAGUGGUCAACUUCUGGGAGAGAGAAAAGCGGUUGACUUACGGCGGGGUGCUCAAGGGUCAUAAUCUGGCCGUUCUUUGCCUUGCUACGGCGGGGAACUGCAUGGUACUCAGCGGCUCUGCCGAUAAUAACAUAUGUGUGUGGCGGAGGGAUGGGCUUUUUCACACGUGUGUGACGGUGCUGAUGGGUCAUACCGGACCUGUGAAAUGCUUGGCUGUGGAGGAAGAUCUCCGCCCGUCUAAACGUGGCGGUCGGUGGUGGAUUGCGUACAGCGGCAGCCUUGAUAGAUCGGUGAAGGUGUGGGGUGUUCCCGACGGCUACUGAUCGGAAUUUGUCACGGUGGUUGCUGAUCAAUAUGGAGGAAAUGAGAGGUUCCACGUGGCAGAAACAAAUCAUUAUGUGGCUGAUUAUCUGACACGUGGAAUGAAAAGUGACAAAUUUGUCGUACAAAAUAGUUCGAAAGCAUUAUCUCUAGUUUCAAUUACACAAUUAAACUUGGAUUAUAUUUCUUAAAUACACACUAAAUUACUGAUUUA
This is a messenger RNA of Cucurbita maxima (winter squash), 1455 nucleotides long. RefSeq names its product protein JINGUBANG-like. The record is from RefSeq and is a predicted model, not a curated record. Gene Ontology annotation, molecular function: protein binding. The transcript has 2 exons. NCBI's taxonomy places the organism in Eukaryota, Viridiplantae, Streptophyta, Magnoliopsida, Cucurbitales, Cucurbitaceae. Bases 68 to 1243 code for a protein of 391 amino acids.